UAACCUCAAAUGUUUUGACAGCCGUUAUUUUUGUUCUUCCAAGCACGUUUUCACAGCAAAGAUUUUAGUGAUAUUGCCAGUUUUUCAGAGCUCAAACUCUCGAUCAUCAAUUUUAAGUUUAUUAGUGACUCAUCAGUAUGUCUGGUCGCGAAGGAGGAAAGAAAAAACCGUUGAAGGCACCGAAAAAAGGUCCCAAAGAGAUGGACGACGACGAGAUCGCGCUGAAACAAAAGCAGAAAGAGACCCAAAAGGCUCUGCAAGAAGCCAAAGCCAAGGCAGCACAGAAAGGACCCCUCGUAGGUGGCGGUAUAAAGAAAUCCGGAAAGAAGUAAUCUCAGGUUGUACAUAGAACAUUCUCCUCGAAGACUGCAUCAUGCCUGCGGUGCAUCGGAAGACGAUGAAACAUGUGGACGAACUCUCUUACGUGGUGCAGGAAAAUCUACCUAAUUUGCGCUAAUCGCCCUUGGAGACCUACAAAUGUAAAUGCCUCAAUCAGGUUGGUCAUAACUUAAUUGUAUUUCUUUGAUGUAAUUGUUGAUGUUACAUCCUGAAUCCACUAUACUUUUUCACAUCAUGUACCUUCGCCCAGUGUAAUUUUGUAACGUAUAAAAUAAAUGUUUAAUAAUUGUA
Bemisia tabaci is the source of this 630-nucleotide messenger RNA. RefSeq names its product translation machinery-associated protein 7. The record is from RefSeq and is a predicted model, not a curated record. Lineage: Eukaryota; Metazoa; Arthropoda; Insecta; Hemiptera; Aleyrodidae.